UAUUGUGUAAGGACACAUACAUGAACCCUUCCUCAGGUUUGACCCUCCAAAUUUUUUUAUGUCUUAGCUUGCCCCCAGCUGAUGUUAUCACUAGAUAAACAACCACCUAUACCCCAUAAACCAAUCCGCACAUAGUCAGCGGAGAGAGAGAGAGAGAGAGAGAGAGAGAGAGAGAGGUCAACGGAACCCUCAGAAGCAGAAUAGGAGAAAACAAAUGGAGAAAGCCAGAGCAGACCAAUUCCCAUGCCACCAGAGCUGCCUUCAUCAAACACAUAUCUUACUCCUCUCUGUUUGUAAAUCAAUCAUUCUUCUGCAUGGAAACAAUCUUAUUCUUCUCCACUUGUUUUUUGCUUUAUGCUCUUGCAUCUGGUUCUUCUUUCAAAGAACUCAUAUACCCAAAUUUUACUGCCUCAAACCUUCAAUUUGUUGAAGGUUCAGGCAGCUUUUUUUAUUCACACAAUGGAACUUUCAAAGCUGCUAUCUUCAAUCCUGGAACCCAGCAGUCCAACUUUUAUUUGUGCGUCAUUCAUGUGGCUUCUAACACAAUCAUUUGGUCUGCCAAUCGAGAUUCUCCUAUCUCUAAUUCUGGUCAAAUGAUGCUUACAACUGAAGGAAUUGCAAUCGCUGAUCGAUAUGGCAUUCCCAAAUGGUCAACUCCACCGUUACGAUCAGCGGUAUAUGCACUACUCCUUGCUGAGACUGGAAAUCUUGUUUUGCUUGACCACUUCAAUAGUUCACUUUGGGAGAGCUUCCACAACCCAACAGAUACAAUUGUGAUGGGACAAUAUCUACCGGUUGGGGCAUUCUUGUCCAGUUCGGUGUCUAAUGAUGACUUGUCCAUGGGUGAUUACAGGUUUAUCAUUACUGGUUCAGAUGCAAUCCUCCAAUGGAAUGGACAAACAUAUUGGAAAUUAUCAAUGGAGACAAAGGCUUAUACAAAUUCAAAUUAUGUAGCCGAAUAUAUGACAGUAAACAGAACAGGCCUGUUUCUAUUUAGUCGCAAUGGAUCGGUGGUUGUAAUUCAAGUGAACUUGUCACCAUCUGACUUCCGGAUUGCCCAGUUGGGUGCUUCUGGUCAGUUUAUAGUCAGAAGCUUUUCUAAUGGUGAUUGGGAAACAGAAUUCUUAGGCCCAGUUGAUAGUUGUCAAAUUCCUUUCAUCUGUGGCAGCAUCGGAUUGUGUAAUGGGGACAGUACAUCUAACACACCAACUUGUUCAUGCCCACUAGACUUCCAUGGAGGUUCACAGAAUACAAGUGGUUGUGUACCAAACGAUAGCUCCUUUUCUUUGCCGCAUGCUUGUGACUCAGCCGAUAAGGAUACUCAGUCUAAUUUGUCAGAUUUUUCAUAUUUGACGCUUGGUGAAGGAAUUGGUUACUUUGCAACUGAGUUCAAUACACCUGUAAAAUUUGGUGUAAAUUUAUCAGUUUGUCAGGAUUUCUGCACUGGUGACUGCUUGUGUUUAGGAGUUUUUUAUGAAAAUUCUUCAGGCUCUUGCUACGCACUUGAAAAAGAAUUGGGCUCCGUAAUUUGGAGCAAUUCAAUUGAAGAUGAUAUGCUGGCGUAUAUUAAGGCUCUGGUUCAAACUUCUCCGACACCUUCAAAUGGUAACAACAAUGUUGAUGAUCAAGGACAAAAUUUUCCACUAGCUGCUCUGGUUCUCUUACCUUUUACUGGAUGCUUUCUUGUUGUUGCUUUUGGUUUUCUCUGGUGGAGAAGACAGAGACUGUUCAAGAGUCAUGAGUUAAAACUACGUCAACGAAACUCGCUAUCUUCACGAGACUUGGAAAACUUCUUCAUCCCUGGUUUGCCAAAGAAGUUCAAGUAUGAAGAGCUUGGGCAAGCUACUGAUAACUUUAAGACCUUGAUUGGAUCAGGAGGGUUUGGUGCCGUUUACAAGGGCACAUUGGCUGACAAAACACUUGUGGCAGUAAAGAAAAUUACUAAUUUAGGCAUUCAAGGGAAUAAAGAUUUCUGCACUGAAAUUGCAAUUAUCGGAAAUAUUCAUCAUGUCAAUCUGGUCAAAUUGAUAGGGUUUUGUGCCCAAGGGACUGAACGCCUGCUGGUUUACGAGUACAUGAAUCGUGGCUCUCUAGAAAAGACCAUCUUUGGUUCUGGCCCAGUCUUAGAGUGGCAAGAAAGGUUUGAUAUAGCACUAGGAACUGCUCGUGGGCUUGCAUAUUUGCACGGAGGGUGUGAACAAAAAAUCAUUCAUUGUGAUGUCAAACCAGAGAACAUUCUCUUGCAUGACCAUUUUCAACCAAAGAUCUCUGAUUUUGGGCUGUCAAAGCUUCUAAGCCCUGAGCAGUCCAGUUUAUUCACUACAAUGAGAGGCACUCGUGGCUAUCUUGCACCUGAAUGGCUUACAAAUUCAGCAAUCUCAGAGAAAACCGAUGUUUACAGCUUUGGAAUGGUAAUUCUUGAACUUGUGAGUGGAAGGAAAAAUUGCUCAUUACGUUCACAAAGCCAUAGCUUGGAUCACAAUAAUAGUGCUGGAGGCCAGUCAAUAUUGUCAUCAGGGUCUGGGCUCGUAUAUUUCCCGUUGUUUGCAUUGGAAAUGCAUGAACAAGGGAGAUACUUGGAGCUUGCUGACCCGAGGCUUGAAGGGCGGGUGACAAGUGAAGAUGUGGAGAAAUUGGUUCGCAUUGCUUUGUGUUGCGCUCAUGAAGAACCGGCAUUGAGGCCAAGUAUGGCCAGUGUUGUUGGAAUGUUGGAAGGUGGGAUCUCCUUAGGUAAGCCAAGACUGGAGUCUUUGAAUUUCUUGCGUUUCAUUGGGCGUAGGUUUACUGAGGCUUCCACAAUAGAAGAGGAGAAGCAGCAGAGUGUUAUCAUCUUGUAUCCCCAAGCAGAUACUUCUCCAAUAAGCAUAACAAGUGGCUCGCGUGCUUGUUUAUCUUAUAUCUCCUCACAACAGGUCUCCGGCCCAAGAUAGAGAGGACUGGCCUAUAUUCUAAUGGUCUAUAUAUAGUUCAGUCCGCAUGAAUGGAAAUCCACAAAUGUAUCUAUUACUUAUUUUUAUUGCAUUAUAUUCGAAUCGGUAGGUGAUAAUUUUUGCAUUUGACAUGGAGCUUGAUGUCGACUGAAUGUGAAUGACUAAGUUUGAAGUUUAUUUCCCUUUUGAAGUGAAUAAAUGGAGUUCAUAUUACCCUUUUUCUCCCA
Tripterygium wilfordii is the source of this 3157-nucleotide messenger RNA. RefSeq names its product G-type lectin S-receptor-like serine/threonine-protein kinase At5g35370. Gene Ontology annotation, molecular function: protein serine/threonine kinase activity; ATP binding. The transcript has a single exon. The record is from RefSeq and is a predicted model, not a curated record. Gene Ontology annotation, biological process: recognition of pollen; protein phosphorylation. Bases 315 to 2930 code for a protein of 871 amino acids. Lineage: Eukaryota; Viridiplantae; Streptophyta; Magnoliopsida; Celastrales; Celastraceae.